GUUCCAACGUUGGACAGACUUGUGCUGUCGUUGGUGUGUAUUUCACCCCCGCAGGAAAUAAUCCCCUCACAAACUAGUAGCUCUUUUACUUUUAGCUGUACGCCCGCAGAAAAAAAAAUGUCUGAGCCAGUGAAGCAGACGGCGUCCGUCUCGGACACUCUCUUCACCACCCUGGAGAGGGAUUUCAACGAGGCCAUGUCGGCCUUGGAGGGUGAAGAGUCACUCGGUCACUUCCGUCUCGAGUACGAAAAGCUCUACCGCGCACUCAAGAAGAGCCACACCUCGGAGAAGCAAAUUGUCGCGCAGUGUCAACAGCUCACCCAGGAACUGCUCUCCAAUGCGGCAAAGAUGCAAGCGGCGGUGAAGCUGUCGCAGGGCGACCACAGCACCAUUGAGGCCCUCAAGAAGGAAAUCGAGAAGGCGUGGCGGACCGUCGACGUGGCGAACGAAAAGGACCACCGCGCGCGCGAGAUGGUGCAGACGCUGAAGCAGGAGAUCCAGUCUUUGCAGAGCAUGAUUCACGACGGCACGAAUGUCUCCACCGACACCACCUCCACCCUCGAGCAGCUCAAACUGGACAACAAACGCCUCCUUGUGGAGGGAGAAGAGAUGUCGAAGCAGGUGGACACCUACUCGAAGGAAAUCGCGGAGCUGACGACGUCUCUCACGGCGCGGAAAGCGGCGACGGAGGCCGAUGAGCUGGAGAAGAAGCAGCUGGCCCAGCGGCUAGAGUUGGUGCGACAGGAGUACAACCGCGAGCGCAACGCCCGCGAGCGUGCGGAGUACCAAUGCAGGGAGUUGCUUCUCACCCUCAAAGCACGCCAGAAGGCGCUGCAGGAUCGCAAAGAGCGCCUCAACGCCGUCGAGGCCGCCGUGACGAGCCAGCAGACGGAGCUAGAGGACUUGCAGCGCAGGAAGACGACACUGCAGCAGCAGCUCGACACGGCGGACAAUCAGCUGUACCACACUCGGCAGUCGUACAACGAUAGCGUCGACACCACGACGGCCCUGAACGCGCGACUGCAGCAGCUGGAGAAGCAGAACACCGCUACCGAGAAGAAGGUCGUUGAGGCGCGCGAGGAGUGCGUGCGGGUGUCGCGGAUUGAGGAGCGCGACUUCCGCGAGUUCGACCGCCUGAAGCAGCAGAUCGACAGCAUUCGCAGAGACGAGGAAAAUUUAUCAUACCAAGAAGAAACGGUGCGCAAGCGCAUCGCCGCGGUGCAGCGGGAGAAGACGAACCUCAAGGAAGCGAUGGAGCUACUCAACCGGGAAUGUGUGCUGCUGGAGAAGAAAGGCGCUAAGGAGGUAUCGUUGCAGGCCGACACGCUAAAGCUGGUGAAGAACGAGACGGACCAUCAAGCGGAACUGGAGGAGUCCAUUGCACAGGAGACCGAGGUCGGCCGUCGACUGAAGGAGACCCUGCAGCGCCUGGAGAAGGAACGGGAGAACUGUGUCGCGGAAGUGUCGCAGGUGAGCGGGCAGUUCAACGGCGCUGCCGAGGAGCUGAAGAUCGCCGCCGUGCAGGUGGAUGAGGCGCAGCGCAAGCUCGAGGAGAGUGAGCGGCGUCUGACACAGCAGCAGGCGAAGUACGAACAGGUACGGGCGGAGCGCAAUCAGCUGUCGAAGCGGCUUGUCGAUGCGCAAGACGAGAUUGUGGAGUGCCGGCAGCGAGUGAAGGUGGCGGAUCAUCAAGUGCAGCAGUUUAAGGAGGAGCUGGCACUGAAGACACGCAAGUGCCAAACGGACACCUCGCAAUACAAGGUGUUGAAGGAGCGACUGACCAAGGCGCGCCAGCUCGUCAACGACAGCACCGCCGGCUUCGACGCGACGAAAAGGGAGGGCGAACGCAUUGGACAGGACAUUAAGCAGCUCGUGAAGGUGGUGCAGGAGUGCGACACAAACUUGUCCACGCAGCAGCACGAAUUUUUGAAGAUGAGCAACGAGCGCGAUACCCUCGCAGCCCAGCUGAUCCGCCGCAACGACGAGCUCGGCCUGCUGUACGAGCAGCUGCGCCUCCUACAAGCAACGGUGAACGACGGCGAGGCGGCUUACCGCGACCGCCUCGAUGAUCUGCGGCUCUUGAACCUCAAGUCCAACGAGAUUCAGCAUCAAUCGGUGCUGGCGCAGGUCCGCGGCCGCGUUGUGGCGGCUACAAAAGACCGACUGAAAGAGAAACAAAGGGACGUGCUGCUAGAACAGGCCAGAGUAGCCGCGUUGGCAGAGGAGCUGGAGAACUCGCAGAACGGCUCGCGCUGGCGUCGUGUCGGUGGAACAGAGCCGACGAUGGCCGAGCUAGAGUCGAAGAUGAAGGUGCUGCAACGGCACCUCUUGACGAAGUCCGAGGAGUGCAUGAAGCAGGAAAUGGCGCUAGAGGAGAAGCAGCGUCUCGUGUUGGAGUUGCAGGCGAUGUCGUCUCGCCAGCACGGUCCGGAGGUUGCACAGCAGUUGAACGUGUACCAGAAAGACCUGCAGAAGAAGCACGCGCAGAUGAAGCAAAAGGCGUCGGAAAUCAACAUGACGGCGACGCAGACGGCGGAGUUGCGGUACGAGGUCGCGCGGCUGCGGCGUGAGCUGGAGGAGAUGCGGCAGAAGUACUACGACAUGAAGGUGAAAAAUGAUGCACUCCUCGCUUCCGCCACGGAGAACACGGUGUGA
Molecule: messenger RNA, 2655 nt
Organism: Leptomonas pyrrhocoris
Lineage: Eukaryota; Euglenozoa; Kinetoplastea; Trypanosomatida; Trypanosomatidae
Exons: 1
Coding region: 118-2655 (845 amino acids)
Cellular component (GO): cytoskeleton
Source: RefSeq, a predicted model, not a curated record